AUGCUGUCCUGGCCCACGUGCCGCCUGCUCGCCCAUGGAGACGUGUCCACGGUGGCGCCGCGGGCACUGGUUGGCCUCAGCCGCCGAGGGAGCGGCUCGCCCAGGCGGUUCUGUGCGAGGGCCCGGUCCGCGCGCGCAGAGGUGCUCCUCCUGGCGGCCCUGCCGCUCACCGAUUGCGGCGAGAUCCGGCAGGACGUCCCCGAGCAGGCCGUGUCCCCGGGCAGGCCGCUGGAGGUGCUGAACUCGGUAGUGCUCUCGCCGAGGGGCAUCGGCCUCGUGGGCGGCCUCCUCCCGGGGCUGGCGGACGCCGUGAGCGUCAGGGCGACGGUGCGGGCGGAGGCGGAGCCGGGUCCGGGCUCCCUGUCCAUCCGCUUCGUCGUCGGGGAGCUGGCGCCCAUCUCCGGGCGGCUGGCCGUCUCUGCCGACGCUGCCCCUGCCGACGUUGCCCUCGUUCCGGGCCUCCGCGUCGGGCAUCAACCUCCUGAACACGUUCGUGGACAGGGACAUGCGCGUCGCCAGGUCGCCUCUCGGCGACGCCUUCCUGCUACUGCGGGUGAGCUGACGCGGGGUCUGCCGCGUAUGCUUCUGUUUUGUGCCUUUCGUUUCAUUUUUGGUGGGGAAUCCGUGCUCCUGUUCUUGCCCACCAGGUCAAGGCCCACUGCGCUUGCAGGCCGGUGGAUGUUGCGGUCAUGGUUUGCCUGGCGAGUUGUCAUUUCGCUGCUCCUCGGGUUGGCACGGUCGUUGCGCCGCGGCGAGAAGAGCACACCACAUCGAUGUUCACAGCCUGCCGAGGUCCCCGAAGGUCGACUCCCCAGGCUCUAG
This is a messenger RNA of Prorocentrum cordatum, 822 nucleotides long. The record is from the annotation of a GenBank genome assembly. NCBI's taxonomy places the organism in Eukaryota, Dinophyceae, Prorocentrales, Prorocentraceae.